AUGCGUUUUGCACCUUCAAAGUGUAAAAUGCUACUACAAGAUUGGGUUGAUCCAGCACCCUGUCUCACCCUAACUGGGGAAGUAGUAAAGGAAGCAGACAAAUUUCGCUAUCUAGGCAGCUAUAUCUCACCCGGCGGACGCAUCACAGAUGAAGUGUCGGUGCGUAUACAGAAGGCUCGAUUGGCAUUUGCCAACUUGAGACAUUUGUGGCGCCGUCGCGAUAUCCGGCUGUCUGUGAAGGGUCGAGUGUAUGCUGCAGCAGUUUGGCCAGUCCUGCUCUACGGUGCAGAGACUUGGCCAUUACGGGAACAGGAUAGAAAUUGA
Molecule: messenger RNA, 324 nt
Organism: Echinostoma caproni
Lineage: Eukaryota; Metazoa; Platyhelminthes; Trematoda; Plagiorchiida; Echinostomatidae
Source: the annotation of a GenBank genome assembly